Messenger RNA from Hemicordylus capensis (graceful crag lizard), 1605 nucleotides. It is a transcript of the gene GNPDA1, whose product is annotated as glucosamine-6-phosphate deaminase 1. The coding region runs from base 278 to 1162 and encodes 294 amino acids. Gene Ontology annotation, cellular component: cytoplasm. Gene Ontology annotation, biological process: carbohydrate metabolic process; D-glucosamine catabolic process; N-acetylglucosamine catabolic process. The record is from RefSeq and is a predicted model, not a curated record. Lineage: Eukaryota; Metazoa; Chordata; Lepidosauria; Squamata; Cordylidae. Gene Ontology annotation, molecular function: identical protein binding; glucosamine-6-phosphate deaminase activity. The transcript is spliced from 7 exons.
CACCUCCGGUUCUUUGGUGGAGCUCAGGGAGGGACUGGGAUUCGGGUUGGCACCGGGAAGGCGUGCUUUUGCACGCUCCGAAGGGAUGAUGGGAGGCUCAAGCUGUUUGGCUGCAGAGAAGUGGAGCCUGUGGCUGGAAAAGAGCCGUGCGCUGGCCGCAGCAGCUGCUGCCUUGUCUGGCUUGCACAGAGUGACUCGCCGUUCCUACGUCCUGCUGUCAGGAACUUCCCUUCUCUGUUUCCUGUGCCUUGUCCCCCGCUGAUCUUGUGGACCUUGGAUGCCGAUAAAAGUUAAGAUGAAACUGAUCAUUCUAGAGAAUUAUGCUCAGGCCAGUGAAUGGGCUGCAAAGUAUAUUAGGAAUCGAAUCAUCCAGUUUAACCCUGGUCCAAGCAAAUACUUCACCCUUGGGCUUCCCACUGGAAGUACUCCAUUAGGAUGCUACAAAAAGCUAAUAGAAUAUUGCAAGAAUGGAGAUCUCUCUUUCAAAUAUGUAAAAACCUUCAAUAUGGAUGAAUAUGUGGGUCUGCCAAGAGAUCACCCAGAAAGUUAUCACUCCUUCAUGUGGAACAACUUUUUCAAGCACAUUGACAUCUCCUCUGAAAACACUCAUAUUCUGGAUGGAAAUGCAGCUGACCUGCAAGCUGAGUGUGAGGCUUUUGAAAAAAAAAUCAAAGCAGCUGGAGGAAUUGAACUCUUUGUUGGAGGUAUUGGCCCAGAUGGUCACAUUGCUUUCAAUGAGCCAGGCUCGAGCCUGGUGUCCAGAACCAGAGUGAAGACCUUGGCUAUGGACACAAUCUUAGCUAAUGCCAGGUUCUUUGAUGGGGACCUUGCUAAAGUACCCACUAUGGCUCUCACAGUUGGAGUGGGUACAGUCAUGGAUGCCCGAGAGGUUAUGAUUCUAAUAACAGGAGCUCAUAAAGCAUUUGCUUUGUAUAAAGCGAUUGAGGAAGGAGUAAACCAUAUGUGGACAGUGUCUGCUUUUCAGCAACAUCCCCGUACCGUCUUUGUAUGUGAUGAGGAUGCCACUCUGGAACUUAAAGUAAAAACAGUGAAGUACUUCCAAGGUUUGAUGCUUGUUCAUAACAAACUUGUGGACCCAUUAUACAGUAUAAAGGAAGUGGGAGCAGAAAAAAGCCAGUCCAAGAAACCAUACAGUGAUUAGAGUCUUUGGAUAACUGGCUAAAUAGAGCCUUUUGCUGAAGAAUUAUGAGUGAAGGCUACUUUGAACCAGCUCUUGCAUCUUGUUAAAAGUUGACAGAGAAACUCAUUACUGAACUCCAUUACUGGAUAUUUCCCAUGGACUUAAAACCAAGCUGAAGUGGACUAGCCAUGUCAAGCAUUCCUCAGUGGCACUGCAAGCUAGUAUCAGCCCUCUGCCAUUUUAGUAACCAAGGUGAAAUGGGAAGCAAUGGAGGCUGUUAAUUCUUCUCAACAGAUCAUGGUAUGUACUCUUACAGGUUUACUGGGCAGAAGUAUUUUUCUUAAUGUACUGUAUUUGAAUCACAAAAAUAUAACAUCAAUCGAGAGCUGAGUGUUCAAGAUCAGAUGAAGCUUUGCUACUAAUGUGAUUUUCUACAUUAAAGACAAAUGUUUUCCAAAACAGAA